AUGGCUCAGGACGAACAUUUCGUGACCAGCAGCAACAGUGCCGGUAGCGGCGGCGGAGGAGCGGCCACUGGUGCGGCCGCCGCCGCCGCCGUCGGCGGUGGCGCCAGCAGCAACAAAUCAAAAACCCCAAAGCAGAAAAAGAUACCCCAGAGAGGAUUAGGUGUUGCCCAGCUUGAAAAGCUUAGGAUGGAAGAACAGAGGAAAAAGGAAGCUUUGCAGGCAGCAAACGCUCUGGCUAAUACCGCUGUGGGCCCGGACAACGACUCCCUUCAGGUCCCGAAAAACCUCCCUGCCCCGGCUCCUUCUCCGGCGGGCUUCUUGCCGCCCAAUGCUGUGUACAGAUCCCUGAGCCCAAUGGGCCCGGCCCAGAUCACGAGGCAAUCAAGCGAUGGUGGUGGUGAGGACCCUGGACUUCAGGGUGUCUGCAAUUGGCCCAGAUUGUGGAGUGCAGAGUAUAAUAGCAGCAGCCUUGAAGGAGGAGGAGGAGGAGGAUUAAUGGAGAAACAAAGGGUUGUCGUGGAUCAUGCUGGAUUUGCAUAUGGUGUCCCCCAAGUUAAUGUCAAUUUGCAAUUCGACCCCAGUUCGGUUUUGCCUUUCCCGGGCGGUGGGCCUCAAAGAUUGUAUCAGUUCCAGAGGCCUCCUCCUUCAAUGGUGAAUGUGUCCUCAGGGAUUUCACCAUCACCUGUAUCGUGCUCCCGAAUAGAGCCCCCUUCAAUUCAAAAUGUUUGUGGUAGUAGUAACUAUACAACAACAUCAUGGCCUGAGGAUAAUAAGGUUGUUGUUGGCAUAAAGAGAUCGUACCCCUUCUCUCUAGAAGGCCCGUCAACCCCUUCUUUCCUAGGAAGCAACAAUUUUCAUCCUGCAUAUGGUAUCUCAGUAUCAGGAUCAGACGAAUUAGCUUCGUCUAGCAAUGAACCAAGAAACAAAUUCACAAGAGAUGGUGCUUCAAACUCGACUCUGUCCGAGCAGAACCCAAGUGAAGAUGUGAGGCUAAUGGGAGAUUAUCUAAGUCUUGCACCUCCUGUAGCUUCUUAUUUUCCACCUUCAAACUCGAAGAACAAGCAUCAUCCAAUCGAUUUCCUGGGCCAUCAUCAAGGGCCCGAUUUAUCAGAUAACAAAAGCCUGUCUAGUCAGGAAAACCUCAAAAGCAGCCAAAGCCAACAGCCGGGGUCAAGCUCGUCAAAAGAACAGGCUUUCAGCUUCUUCCCGAUUAAGUUGCAAACAGAGCAUUCAAGAAAUGGCAAUAGGGUCAAGGGAGAAAAGCUUGAUCUCAAUCUGAAGCUGUAG
Molecule: messenger RNA, 1287 nt
Organism: Striga hermonthica
Lineage: Eukaryota; Viridiplantae; Streptophyta; Magnoliopsida; Lamiales; Orobanchaceae
Source: the annotation of a GenBank genome assembly